This is a messenger RNA of Spodoptera exigua (beet armyworm), 2736 nucleotides long. Lineage: Eukaryota; Metazoa; Arthropoda; Insecta; Lepidoptera; Noctuidae. The record is from the annotation of a GenBank genome assembly.
AUGGCGGACCGGUCUGCGCGGCGCACGGAGCAACACUGCGCCGCCACUGCCAUACCGAGUUUACUUUCUGUGUGUGAUCGUAGACAGGAUAUAAACAACAACAAAGGUUUAAACAUUAAGGUCAAGGUUGUCACGCCAUCUAUUGGGGGCGGCAAAAUAGAGCGUUCGGGGUGCCCUGGGAUCUGUGGCCCGCAGGCCGCGACCACAUCAACCCUGUCUUUCUCAAGCUUCCGAAACUCCUUCACCACCAAUGUCAAUUACCUGAAACGAAGUUCAGUGGAGGCGUUGCGCAGAUUCAGCUCGGGGGACCUGCAAUCCGAGUGCGAUGAAGGCGAGGUGGACCCCUACACCGGCCGGCCGGCCACUACCAGCCAGCCGAAACCGCAGAGUCAAAGGCCGACCUCCCAGGCCACCGGGGGCAGCAUUGGUAGCGCGUCAGGACCUCCUCCGGCGCCGUCCGCAACCGCGGCAGCUGCGGCGAGUAGUGGAGGGGAUCUCUCGCUUAACCUGCGGGGAGGAUCGCGCGGUACAUCCGCACCUUCCUCCCCGGCCAAGUCCCGGGAGUCUCUUCUCCAACGAGUACAAUCUCUCACUGGCGCCGCAAGAGAUCAAGGCGCCAAUUUACUAGGGAGUGUAACAUCUGUGGCGUCUGUCGGCCGUGGCUACAACCGGGACCGAUGUGUUACGCUGCUUGUGGUGGAUGACCAAAACACCGACUGGUCUAAGUACUUCAGGGGUCGCCGUCUACCUGGCGAGUGGGACAUCCGCGUCGAACAAGCUGAAUUUAGGGAAUUGACUGUGACGGCCAAUUCUGAUGGAGCCAACGUAUCUAUGGCGGUAUAUCGCAGCGGAACCAAAGUGACUCGAUGUUUCAAGCCUGACUUCGUGUUGGUGAGGCAGAAUGUUCGAGAUGCUGGGGCUGAUCACCGAGCCUUGCUACUCGGUCUAAAGUUUGGCGGCGUACCAUCCAUCAACAGCCUUAAUUCAAUCUACCACUUCCAGGACCGUCCAUGGGUGUUCGGUCAUCUCCUCCAACUACAGCGGCGUCUUGGCAGAGAGAACUUCCCUCUCAUUGAGCAGACCUACUACCAUAACCACACCGAUAUGGUCACGGCGCCCAAGUUCCCGGUGGUGAUCAAGAUAGGGCACGCGCACAGCGGCGUCGCCAAAGUGAAAGUGGACACGGUGGCUGACUUCCAGGACAUCGCCGGAGUCGUGGCCAUGCUCGGCACCUACUGCACCGUGGAGCCCUACAUCGACGCGAAGUACGAUAUCCAUAUACAAAAAAUCGGCACCAACUACAAAGCUUUCAUGCGCAAAUCUAUAUCGGGAAAUUGGAAAACUAAUCAGGGAUCCGCGAUGCUCGAAGCUAUCGGCAUGAACGACAGAUAUAAGAUGUGGAUCGACGAGGUGAGCGAGAUUUUCGGCGGUUUGGAAGUGUGUGCUUUGGAGUUGGUUGUGGGAAAAGACGGUCGUGAGCACAUCAUCGAGCUCAAUGAUUCUGCCACUUCCUUCAUGGGCGACUCGCAGGAAGAAGAUCGCCGCCAUCUUGCCGACCUAGUGUUGCAACGCAUGCAGGCUGUAUGUCGCCCCGGUAUAACGAAGACAACAUCGCGGAGCUCUGUGUCGGGCAGCUCUGCAGCAGGUUCCCCGACAGAGGAGCGAGCCCCACCUGUCGGGGCUCCUGGGCCCCCAAGCGUGCCACCACCAGCGCCCCUAGCAUCUGCCGCCAGCAUUGACCGCCCACUUCCACCAAUACCCGCGGAACCGUCACAGCCGCCACCACCACCUCUCACUCGGCGCGAUUCACAGGGUAAAAAAUCGUCCCAAGCUUCGACCGUGUCUGCUGCAUCGGCUGCGCCUAGCACAACUAGCAGCACAGCUCCCACUGCAGCCCCUCCUAGCGCGGGCUCCACCCCUGCUCGCGGAGGAUUUGCCCGACAGGGCUCUCUCAGUGCAGCGCUCACGGAAGACGCUGAAGAUACUAUGAAAAAUCUGCGCAAAACAUUUGCCGGAAUAUUUGGGGAUAUGUAGGGUGACCAACCAAAUCGGACAAUAGACGAUGUACUGAAAACUUAAAACAACGUUUACUGAACAAAAUCCUGAACAUUCUGAUCGAUACAAUCAAGUGGUGCAUUCUUAUUAAUAUUCACUACACGUCUGUUGCCCGCAGCAGUAACGCUAGGGAAUAACAAUGACAUACGAACUAAUUACCCGGUCCACAACUAACUAUGGACUUGUAUUGUGAAGGUGUAACCCAAAUUGAGAAAUGUGUUUAUGCCAAUUUUAAUUAUAUUGAAAAUGCCAGUUAACUGCAUCUAUUCGAAAGGCUUUUCUUUCAAAUAGUGUUGAAUUCAUCCUUAUAUGAAGCAGAAUAUUAAGCAUAGAUUAAUGUAUGAUAACGAUAGAUUUUUACAAUAAGUUUAUUAUAAAUAUGAAAAUACGAAUCAACUGAGCUGCAUUGUGAUCGAACCCGUUCGGUAUUCGCGAGGCGCGUUGCCUCGCGUCUUGUAGUGUUUCUCUCUGUCUCCGACUCCUUUCUACACUCGCUGCACCUUCGUACGAGACCAGUACAGUAUGGACAUUUUAUAAACACUAUUCUCUAUUACUACAUAGUUGUUAUGGAAGACAAAUAAUUCAAAGCAAUAUUAGGAUGGAGCGUAUAGACGACUUGUAACGGUUCUUGAAAUCGAGAGUUUCGACCAUAACUAUCGAUACCAUAAAUCGAUGAAGAUA